Messenger RNA from Cadophora gregata, 3556 nucleotides. RefSeq lists its product as uncharacterized. The transcript has 2 exons. Gene Ontology annotation, cellular component: membrane. The record is from RefSeq and is a predicted model, not a curated record. Gene Ontology annotation, molecular function: acetyl-CoA transmembrane transporter activity. The coding region runs from base 1474 to 3438 and encodes 654 amino acids. NCBI's taxonomy places the organism in Eukaryota, Fungi, Ascomycota, Leotiomycetes, Helotiales, Ploettnerulaceae.
CUCUCGUUCUCCCUAUCCCUCCCAUCCUCCCCAAGAAUAACACACUUCACCACCUCCCCCCUCUCAUCCACAAUCGCCCUCCCAAUUCUCCCAUCAACCCACUCAAUCCUAAUCUGUUUCGCCUCCGCAUCCGCAGCACUAAUAUCAUUAAUAACCUUCUCCCUCCCCUUCCCCUUCCUCGACUCCUUCUCAUCUAACUUGAACUCCCUCCUCAAGCUCUUGAUAACACCCGUGCGAUUAUGAUACGCUACCACCUCCCUCCUCAGCGCUCUAACAAAGCGUCGCAAAUCCUGCUUCUUGCCUCCCGCUCCAGCACUCUCAACACCCAUCGCCGUGCUGCCUUUCCCGUGCGGUAGGAACUUCUCUGCGAGAGAAGAGAGCGGUAUACUUGCUGGCACGGUAUGGCGAUGAAUGCGCAGGAGAUCGCUACCCUGCCAGGGCUUGUUCAGCAUGAUAUAGUAUGGCUUGACGAACUUCCCCGUGCUGGAUACAUCGAUGCGGAUUCCUAGGACAUUGCCGCCGUCUACGGAAUUGGGGUCUGGGUCUUGUACGCGGAAUGUGGUUAUUCCUGCGCAGGCGCGGUAGAGGUUCUCUUGUGUGUGUGCGCGUUGGGCGGUCGAUGCUGCGAGGAGGAGGGGGGUUGUGUCGCUGGGUUGGGGUUGGGGUUGUGGUUGUGAGGGUUUUUGCGAGGCGCGGAGGCGGGUUAGGGUUGCUUUUGUGUGUCUUGAGGAGAGGAUUGUUGCUGCUUGGAGUUUGCGCUGGGAUUUGAGGGAGGAUACUGGGAGUGAAUAUGUUAGACGAGUUGUGGUGAUGGAUGGAAGGGUGUUUACUUUGUGCUUGGAGGGAGGAGAUCUCGUCGUCGAGUUGUGCGCCGAUCGCGUCUGAGGCGGAGGUGUCUUCUGUCGAAGGGAGCAUGGUUGUUGAAGUGUUCUAUUAACUUAAUCAAUGGCUUGAUGGACUGAAAUGAUAAUGCGAUCAAUAAUACAGGUGUCUAAGCAGGCGAUGUCGUCGUGAUACUCGAGAACGAUGAUGGUUGAAGUCAACACAGACUGGAGUCCUACGCGUCGCUUCGUUAUCUGGCGCCAAAUCCCGUGCUUGGUGGGCCGAUAAGGCACGAACAAGCACGAGCUGGACAUCAGGUCUUGUCUUGUCUCAUGCUGCUAAUCCUCCUGGAUCAUUGUCCCCAUCCCUUCUCAACGUCUUCCACAUAUUAUCUCUCUUCUUCUCUCUGUCGUCAGCUUCAAGUUCUAUUCAUUGGUGUCCUGUUCAUGUUCUCUGCCAGCCGCCGGCUGCCUCGUCCCCUCCUUUGCCCCUCGUGUUGAAGAGGCCACGUUCGCUUGACAGUAGUGUUUCGUGCCUGGCGAUCCACUCGCACCGCAGGCGGCCAGAAUCUCCAGUCCAGUCCCCGUUUCUUUAUCCCGCGGGACUUUAGAGGCCAGCGAGUCUCUAAAGCUCUGCCUCAACACCACAUGUAUGCCUACUCCAUUAGGUGACACCAUUCCUUCGAUUUCUGUUCACUCGCAAAGCACCCUUCACAAUAACCAGCGUCUACCGUUACACCACGAUUCGCAAUUCCCCCACGCGCAGGAACUCGACGAUCUCGCCCCAAGCACCACUGGACAACGUCACAAUAGAAACAGAAAUUCCUUAAGCUUAGAAGACACACCGGAGGAUACGCACCUGCUUACCGCAGACUCGUCAGGCGAAGAAGAAGACGAUCCUUCUAUGGGUCCCAAGUCGAGAAGGCCGCGAUCCAAGGAGCCAAAAGGCUCGUCCUCUUCUGCUACAGGAGGGGAAAACGGUCACCUCAACGGCAGUAUGAAUAACAAUGUGGAAUACAGGCGCAAAAAUGCCUCGCUCGAAUCCCCAACCAUUACAGCCAACCUGAUGGCGCGCGAAUCUUUUACAUUAGACGACCAUGUCCCCAAAACACCAACUAUGAACAACCAUGGCUUCUUUGAGCUGCCCAUGUCGGACAGGAGGAAUUUUGGCUUGCUGGUCUUGUUAUACUUUCUGCAGGGUGUUCCGAUGGGGCUGGCGACUGGCUCAGUACCUUUCUUACUGAAGCCUUACAUGUCAUACAGUGCGCUGGGCGUGUUCAGUUUAGCAUCCUACCCAUAUUCGCUGAAGCUAUUAUGGAGUCCAAUAGUCGAUGCAGUAUGGAGUCCCAAGCUUGGCAGGAGAAAGAGUUGGAUUAUGCCCAUUCAGAUGUUGUCUGGGAUCGGUAUGAUAUGGCUGGGAGCAAGAGUCAAGGAGAUGAUGGUUACAGCUGGCGCAGACGGUGGGGCUGGGAUAUGGGGAUUUACCGGAUGGUGGUUCUUCCUGGUCUUCAUGUGCGCGACGCAGGAUAUUGCUGUAGAUGGUUGGGCGCUGACGUUAUUGACUCCGGGCAAUAUCUCGUACGCUUCUACGGCGCAGACAGUUGGCUUAACUGCUGGCCAGUUCAUGUCCUACACCGUAUUUCUUGCCUUCAACUCUCCCGACUUUGCCAACAAAUGGUUCCGAAAGACACCUUUGGCGGAAGGUGUCAUGACACUCGGGGGAUACUUGACAUUCUGGGGAUGGGCAUACAUUAUUGUCACGCUUGGUCUCGCAGCACUGAAGCGCGAAGAGAAGACCAGGAAUGAGGACGGCAUUUGGGAUGUUUACAAGGUCAUGUGGGGAGUUCUGAAGUUGAAGAACAUCCAGACGAUCAUUAUCAUUCAUCUGAUCGCCAAAAUCGGCUUCCAGGCCAACGACGCAGUUACCAAUCUGAAGCUCAUCGACAAAGGAUUCAGUCAGGAAGACCUGGCUCUUACUGUUCUCAUCGAUUUCCCCUUCGAAAUUGGUCUCGGUUACUAUGCAGGGAAAUGGUCCACGACUUACACGCCUAUGCGCCUCUGGUGUUGGGGUUUCGUAGGUCGUCUAAUUGCUGCUGUUAUUGCUCAGAUCACGGUUGUCAUCUUCCCUGCCAAGGGUGUUGACACUUGGUACCUACUUGUGGUCAUUGCCGAGCAUAUCUUUUCUACCUUUACCAGUACCGUCAUGUUCGUUGCAGUCUCAGCAUUCCAUGCUAGAAUUGCAGAUCCUGUCAUUGGAGGUACCUACAUGACAUUACUCGCUACCGUAUCUAACCUCGGCGGUACCUUCCCACGAUUCUUCGUCCUCAAACUUGUCGAUGCCUUCACAGUAGCAUCGUGUAUACCUCCAUCAGCUUCUUACGUGCUCGACUCUAAGCUUCGAGGUCCUCUCGUUACCCAGCCUUUCUCUUGCGCCUUGUCAGCUGAGAAAGACAGGUGUAUCCAGGGAGGUGGUCGUUGCGAUAUCACGACCGAUGGGUACUAUGUUAUGAACGUGGUGUGUGUGAUUAUAGGGGUCGUUACGUUCUGGGGUUAUAUUAAGCCAGCGGCGUUGAGACUGCAGGCCUUGCCGCUGAGAGCUUGGAGGACUUCGGAAUAGCAGCAUGAUGGUUGAGGGGAGGGCAUGAUGGAAAAGGGGGUGUGUAGAAUAUUGUAGAUUACAACUUAGAGGGGUGGAUGCAUAGUUAGCAUUUGAAAGCAUAGCAUUGAAUAAGGAU